AUGUCGAAGGCUAAUAUUGAUGUGGAGAAGGUCCUGAGCGCCAAGUAUCCGGCCAAAGCGCAUGCUAAGCGCGUUGUCGAGUACAUCAGGUCCAAGAUUCCCGAUGCUACCGGAGUACUGUACCUAGAAGGACGCUCGGAUAAGUUACUAGAGGAUAGUGAUGAACCUGUUCCUUUCCGACAACGGAGAGCUUUCUUUUAUCUGACAGGCGUGGAUGAAGCUGACUGCUUCUUUAUCUACGACAUCGCAACCGCACACUCGACCCUCUUCAUUCCUCCCAUAGACCCCGACUCUGUUAUCUGGUCCGGCCUACCACUUUCUGCGGAGGAGGCCCUAGCGAAGUACGAUGUUGACGCCGUUCUUCCCUCCACCGAGCUCAACCCAACGCUGGUCAGACUUGGAAGCCCACCCAAGUCUACCGUCUUUGCUAUAGCCGAUCGAGUUUCGGAUGCAGUGACAUUCCUCGAGUUUACCAACAAGGAUUUCACGAUUCUUGGCGAGGCAGUUGACGAAUCUCGAGUGGUGAAGGAUGAGUACGAAAUCGCUCUCAUCAAGAAGGCCAACGAGAUCAGCGGUGCUGCUCAUAAGGCCGUCCUCGAGAGUGUGAAGAGUGCUAAGAACGAGUAUGAGCUUGAAGGUGCAUUCAUAGGUACUAGCAUUCGUUACGGAGCCAAGAAGCAGGCGUACCCUAGCAUCGUUGCUAGCGGACGAGCUGCUGCUACUCUACAUUAUGUCCACAACGACAAGGACCUGGCGGGCAAGGACUUGUUGCUUUUGGACGCAGGUGCCGAGUGGAGUAACUAUGCUGCUGAUAUAACAAGAACAUUCCCCAUCUCGGGAAAGUUCACAGAAGAAUCUCGUGCUAUUUACGAGAUUGUUCUACAGAUGCAGACAGACACGAUUGCUGUAUUGAAAGAAGGCGUGUCGUGGGACGAGGUACAUCUACUUGCGCACAAGAUCGCCAUCGACGGUCUGUUGUCAUUAGGCAUUUUAAAGGGCAACCGAGAGGAGAUUCUUCAAGCGCGUACUAGCACAGCGUUCCUGCCUCAUGGUCUAGGCCAUUAUCUCGGAUUAGAUACUCACGAUACUGGAGGCCACCCCAACUAUUCCGACCCCGACCCGAUAUUCAGGUACUUGAGGGUCCGACAGAAUCUCCCUGCUGGAAGCGUGAUUACUGUAGAGCCUGGCAUCUACUUUUGCGAAUUCAUCAUCAGGCCCUACUUAAAGGACCCUAAGCACUCGAAGUAUAUUGAUGAAAAAGUGCUGGACAAGUACUGGGACGUCGGUGGUGUGAGAAUCGAGGAUAACCUACUCAUCACGAAAGACGGUUCUAUUAACUUGACUGACGCCGUCAAGGAUCCCGAUGAGUUGGAGAAGAUCAUCUCCAGCAGCUAA
Molecule: messenger RNA, 1395 nt
Organism: Annulohypoxylon truncatum
Lineage: Eukaryota; Fungi; Ascomycota; Sordariomycetes; Xylariales; Hypoxylaceae
Product: peptidase M24, structural domain-containing protein
Exons: 5
Coding region: 1-1395 (464 amino acids)
Molecular function (GO): manganese ion binding; metalloaminopeptidase activity
Source: RefSeq, a predicted model, not a curated record